This is a messenger RNA of Centruroides sculpturatus (bark scorpion), 4936 nucleotides long. Its product is annotated as CAP-Gly domain-containing linker protein 2-like. The record is from RefSeq and is a predicted model, not a curated record. Bases 170 to 4435 code for a protein of 1421 amino acids. Gene Ontology annotation, molecular function: microtubule plus-end binding. Gene Ontology annotation, cellular component: microtubule plus-end; cytoplasm; nucleus. The transcript is spliced from 32 exons. Lineage: Eukaryota; Metazoa; Arthropoda; Arachnida; Scorpiones; Buthidae. Gene Ontology annotation, biological process: cytoplasmic microtubule organization.
ACGACCAAAAUCGCAUUUGACUAAAAGCAGUCCUCCAUUUUGAAUGAAUGAAUAACACACAAAAUGAAAAGUUUUCAUUAUCGUUACGAAUGGCUUCGAUUGGAUGCGAUAGGAUUUUAAUUAAGUUUAAAUAGAGUCAGAUAUGUCUAUUAGAUAGAAAGUUAUCGGGAUGAAUCAGAAAAGUUCGGGUCUCCGAGCACCCAAUAAAAUUAAUAAACCAACUUCGUUGCCACUGAUUAACAAAUCGACGCCCCAUGUACCCGCACAGGCCGAAGCUGCAGCCGACACCAAGUCCGAAGCUGGUGAUGCUCCUGCAAACAUGGAGCAAUUCAAGAUCGGCGAUAGAAUUUGGGUGAAUGGAACAAAGCCGGGAUUUAUUAAGUACAUUGGCGAGACACAGUUUGCUCCUGGAGAAUGGGCGGGAAUCAUUUUGGACGAACCCGUGGGGAAAAAUGACGGUUCGGUUGGAGGCAUUCGUUAUUUCCAGUGCGAACCCAAAAGAGGUGUGUUCGCUCGCCUUCACAGGCUCACGCACGCUCCUACGGAUGCCGAAGGGGACGUUAGUGUUGUUAAUGGAACUGCAAAAUCAAAUAGUGGACUAGGUGUUUCCAAAUCAGUGAGUUCGUCUUCAACCAAGUUAGCAGCAACUGCAUCACCUGCAGGCAGCAUUAAAACUGUUACUCCACCCAGUUCUAGGACAGCUUCAGUCAGUGGUAAUACAAGCUCUCCUCCCAGAGUUGGUGACAGAGUUGUUGUCAAUGCUACGAGUGGCACGAAAACAGGUGUUCUCCGGUAUCUCGGGACUACAGAAUUUGCUGCCGGAGAAUGGGCCGGAGUCGAAUUAGACGAACCAGUGGGCAAGAAUGACGGAUCCGUAUCAGGGAAAAGGUAUUUUGAGUGUCAAAUGAAGUACGGUCUGUUUGCUCCCGUCCACAAGGUUAGUAGGGUCGGAUCAACAAAUACUCAAGGAAGAAUUACCAGGUUGUGNAAAUCGGUUAGAAGCGCAGCUACAAAUGUUUCAGCAACUAACACCGCUCUACAGGAAGCUCUCAAAGAAAAGGAAGAACAUAUAGAACAGCUUCUGAAAGAAAGAGAUUUAGAAAGAGCUGAAGUGGCAAGGGCAGCAACACAAGCAGAUGAAGCCGAACAAAAGUUAGUGUCUUUCAAAUCAGAACACAACAGAUUUGUCGAAGAUUAUGAAAGGAAUGCAAUGCAAAUGAAACAACUCCUAGAAAUUACAGAAAAAGAACGGAAAGAGCUAUUAGCUCAGUUAGAAGAUGAACGAAGAAAAGUUGAGGAUUUGCAGUUUAGAAUUGAAGAAGAAUCCAUAUCGAAGGCUGAUUUAGAGGCUCAAUCAUUGAAAGAAGCCGAAAGGAUAAAGGAGUUAGAAAACUUAUUAGAAAUGGAAAAACGAAGUUCAAGGAUUCUUGAAGAGUCUAGCAGCAAAACUGCAGCUAUUGACGAAAUGCUAAAAAAGUAUAAAGAAGAUAAUGAAAUUUUAAAAAUGCAACUUGAAAAUGCAGAAAGAAGAGUUAAAAAUUUAGAAUCUAGUCAGAUGCAAGAAAGUGAAAGAAUUUCUCAACUACAAGCAGAUCUUGUUCGCAAAGAUGAAAAUAUUUUGCAGCUUGAAGCAUCAUUUGAAGGCAGAAAGAGAGAAGUUUCCGGUCUUCAGCAACGGAUAUCUGAAAUGGAAGAAGAAUUAGAACAAAGUAAACAAAAGCAACAAAAACAUUUGGAUGUUAUAGAUGAUUUAAACAUCAAGCUAAGAAAAUCUGAAAAAUCAUCAUCUGAACUUAACGAAGAACUUCAUAAUUUAAAAUUACAUUCUGCUGAUAUUGAGAGACAGUUACGAGCAAAUGAGGAAAAGAACGAAGACUUAUCUAAACAAAAAGCAAAAUUAGAAGAACAAAUGAAAGAACUAACGAAAUCUUCUGGAAACAGCUCCGAGCAGCUGACUCGACUUAAUAAAGAACUUAGAGAGAAAGAGAAAUAUUUAGAAACAUUAAGAGGACAAUUAGAAAAGGCAACUGAAGAAUAUCAAAAACAAAAUGAUCUAGUUGAAGAGAUCAAGAAAGAAAAGGCUCGGGAGAUAGAACAGUUGAAUGAUAAACAUAAAAAAGAUUUGCAAGAAGUUCAAAUACAACUUUUGAAUACAGAGGAAAUAUUGCAGCAAAUCAAGCAGAGAGAUGAAGCAAAUGAUAAGAUGAUAGAAGAACUUAACACAAAGUUGAAAAAUUCUGAAAAAUUAUCUUCUGAUCUGAAAAAGGAAUUUAAUUCCAUUAGUCUAAAAUCUGCAGAUUUAGAAAGACAGUUGAGAGCAAGUGAAGAAAAGACAAAAGACUUGACAAAAAGGAAAGUACAACUUGAAGAAGAAGUGGCAGAGUUCAUGAAAUCAUCUGGAAGCAAUUCUGAAAGACUAACAAAGAUGAAUGAAGAAAUUCGUGAAAAAGAAAGACAAUUGGAGGACAUCAAAUCGCAAGUGCAGAAGUUUAAACAAGAAAAUGGAAAACUGAAAGAUACCAUUGAACAGGUUAGAAAGGAUCACGAGAAGGAAACGGAAGCAGUAAUUGAUAAUCACAAGAAAGAAGUACAGAGUCUACGAAGAACGUUGAGCAAUGCGGAAGAGGAAUUGCAACAGAGUAAACAGAAACAGCAAAAAUUUCAAGAAACAAUCAGUGAUCAAGAAGAACAAAUAAAGAAACUUCAGUCUUCUUCGUCUGCUCUAAAUGAAGAACUCUCUUCAUAUAAAGCAAAGACGCAGGAUACUGAAAAUCAAUUGAAAGCUAGCAUAGAGAAAUGUACUUGCUUAGAAGAAGCAAAAUCCAAAUUGGAAGAGCAAGUUUCAGAGUUGAAAAAGUUAUCAACAGCCGGAUCGGAAGAGUUAACAUCUCUUAAGAAUGAACUGAAUAAGAAAAAAGAUAAAUUAGAAGAACUUAAGAAGGAACUUCAAAAAAUGACGCAAGAAAACGAGAAAUGCUCCAGCGAGAUCCAACAUUUGCAACGAAAACAGUUAGAAGAGACAAGACGACUCACCGAAACUCAUGCCGAUGAGAAAGCUCGAUUAGAAAAGAAAUUGGACGAUAAGGAAGAAGACUAUAAAAUAUCACAAGAAAAGAUUAAAACUCUUACAAAUACAAUUAAUGACAAGGAAUUAUUGAAUUCUUCGAAAGAUUUAGAGAUCUCAAGACUGCAAAAAGAAGCACACCAGUUGGAAAGCUCGGUCACUGAUCUGAACGUUCAGUUGAAUGACCUGAAGAUGAAACUGGAACAUAAAACAAACGAAGACUCUCUGAAUCGCGAAAGCCUCGAGACUCGAAUCUCUCAUUUACAAGUGGAACGAGAUAAAUUUAUGAUGGAGAAGGAAGAGCUAGUGCAAGAACUAAAAUCCAAAGAAAAACUUAACACCCAGUUAAAAGCAGAGUGUGAUAAUCUAUCAAAGCUGAAAAUGGAUCAUCAUGCUGCAAUGAUAGAAAAAGAAACGCAAGUAUCCGUACUGAGAGAAGAAGUGGGAAGGCUACAGUCGGAGUUUACACGUCACAAAGAGGAACUCAUGUCUAAGUUGGCCGAGAAUCAGCUAGAAGCGAAGGCUAUGGAGGAUCUCCACAAGCAGAUGGAAUUGGAAAGAAACCUGUUAGAGGAAACUAGAAACAAAUUAAUGAAGGUCGAAAAUGAACGCAAAGAAUUAGCAAGUCAAGUGAACAUGCUUAAAAUUGUUAAGCAAGAAAAGGAAGAGUUAGAAAACAAAACUACGGAGCUACAAAGGCUGUUAGAAGAACAGAAAGAAAGGGAAACAAAAUUACGCCAUUCUUUUGAAAGUGAACAGGAAAUGCUACAGAAAACCGUAAAUCAAAUGCAGACGCUCAUAAAACAGAAAGAGGAAGACAUUUAUCAACAGAAUCAAAAGUUAAUUGCUCUUAGAAACGAUGACAGUAAAUUGCUCAAUUAUAAAUCUUUAGUGGAAGCUGCAGAACAAGAGAAAAAAUUAUUAGAAAACAAGAUCGUAGAGUUACAAGUGGCUCUGGCUCAUUCUCAAGUAAAUUCUAAUACGACAGAUUUGGGAUAUGAUAAAAUUAAAGAAGAGAAAGAAACGUUCGAAAGUCAAAUCGAAUUUCUCAAUUCUGUCAUAGUAGACAUGCAGAAGAAAAAUGACGAGUUGACUGCCAGGAUACAAAUACUUGAAACAGGAGAAAUAUAUGAUGGCAGCGAUUUGAACUUGAACGGAGUCAAGGGGAUCGUCAAACCUCGACUUUUCUGCGACAUAUGUGACAUGUUUGACUUGCACGACACGGAAGACUGUCCGCGUCAGGCUUCCACCGAAGACGACAACGCCCAUUCCAAGCAUCAUGGUAAGAGACACGAGGAGAGGCCAUACUGCGACAUCUGCGAAGUAUUCGGGCACUGGACAUCGGACUGCGACGACAACGAGACGUUUUGACGCCUCACGGUGGAAAAGUCCGAACUUUAAACAUUUUUAAACUAGGCCAAUCGUUGCUACUGUAGUUGUCAGUUUGUUAAGAGGGUUAGUUUUUUUAUAGUUUCUAAAAAAAGCAAAUUAAUAGCGAUUUUAAAGGUACGUUUUGCCAAUUCGCCUUACUAAGUAACCAUUUACAAAAUACCCUUCGGCCAGUCGGGUCUGUUGUAAUCGAGCUUCGAUUGUUGCAAGUUGUUUUCACGACAAAAAAUUAAAACCAUCCGCUCACGCUGGGCCGAGCCGAGAUGUUUGACGGCGUAGCCGUACUUAACGUACGCGCCGCACGAGCUACGUAACAAAUCGAAUUAUCGUCAGUUGUAUAUUACGAGAUUUUAGUUUUUAAGAUAAACGUGAUAACUAAAUCAUCUCACAAAACGUUGACUUAUAAGAUAUUGUUUCCUAUGAUUGUAAAGUACUUAAAAGAAUAUUUGAGUUAUACAUGUUAAUAAAUUAUGCUUACAUCAG